AUGGAGGAGAACGGCGGUCACCCGAUUGUGUAUGGUGUUGAUUCUGUCCACGGUGCCAAUUGGGUCAAAGGUGCCGUGCUGUUCGGCCAGCAGAUUAACGGCGGUGCGUCCUUCAACCGGGACCUGGUGUACGAAAUGGGCCGCAUUACGGGCCGCGACUCGGAAGCGGCCGGGAUGCCGUGGGUCUUCGGGCCAAUUCUCGGUAUUUCACGCAGCCCGCUGUGGGCGCGCACUUUUGAGACGUUCGGCGAGGACCCGUACUUGAGCUCGGUUCUAGGCGAUGCCAUCAUUCGUGGCCUCCAGAGCAACAACAACACUGCUGCAUGCAUGAAACACUGGAUCGCGUACACGAAGGCCCCCACAGGUCACGACAAAGAGGGGGCACAGCUAAUUACAUUUCGGUCAACGGUAUUCCGACCAUUGCGAAUGGUAAACUCAUGA
Molecule: messenger RNA, 441 nt
Organism: Phytophthora infestans T30-4
Lineage: Eukaryota; Oomycota; Peronosporomycetes; Peronosporales; Peronosporaceae
Product: glycoside hydrolase, putative
Exons: 2
Coding region: 1-441 (146 amino acids)
Biological process (GO): glucan catabolic process
Molecular function (GO): beta-glucosidase activity
Source: RefSeq, a predicted model, not a curated record